AUGAUCAAUCGCCCUGACUACGAGCGCGUCGAGAAACCUCAUACAAGAGGCAAGACACUCGGUGGCUGCAGCGCCUUGAAUUACUUCACCUGGGUUCGGGGAAGUCAUGGUACUUAUGAUGACUGGCAGGAGUAUGGUGGCCCCGGCUGGAAUUGGAACGGGUGCGAGGAGUAUUUCGAUAAGAACAAGCCAGCAAACUAUCAUGACGAUAGCAAGCACUUCAGCCCACGAUUGGCCAAAGUAGGACGCAAGGGUCCGCUCGACGUUGCAAUCUCAGACAUGGUCCCAGAAUUAGAGCCUUUUCGACAUGCACUCUCCAACGCGUGGGUAAGUAAGGGCGAAAAGUUAACCGAGAACAUCUACGAAGGGCAAGUUAAUGGCUUGGUCAAAUGCAUGAAUACCAUCUAUAAAGGUGUUCGAUCGACAAGUGCAGUCUUCCUGGAUGGCAAGCCCAAUAUUACACUUAUCGCAGAGACCCAGACCAAACAGCUUUUGAUCAACGACGGUGUAGCUGUCGGUGCGAUUGUAGUAGCUGCUGAUGGUACCGAGUUCACAGUCAAAGCAAAACGGGAGGUGAUCCUAUCAUGCGGUGUAUUUGAAACACCUAAGCUGUUGAUGUUGUCUGGUAUUGGUCCAAAGAAGCAGCUCGAGACUUUCGGCAUCAACACCAAGGUCGAAUCACCCCACGUCGGCCAAAACUUGCUUGACCAUCCUAUCAUGCCACACGUGUUCAAGUUGAAAGACGGUUAUGGACUCGAUAGCCACUUGCUAAGAGCGGGGCCCAUGCAAGAAGCAGCAGUACAAGCAUAUCAACGUGAUCACACAGGUCCUCUCCACAGCGGUCUGCUUGAGCUUGUUGGCUUUCCACGGAUCGAUAAGGCUCUUGCUACAAGCAAAGCAUACGUGGCUGCAAAGAAGAAAAAUGGCAAUGUAGAUCCCUUCGGUCCAGAUGGCCAGCCGCAUUUCGAGAUCGACUUCGUCCCAAUGUUCUGUACGGCAUUCCAAUGGCACAUCCCAGUCCCUCUCCAAGGCGACUAUUUCACCAUAAUUGUCGACCUGUUGCGACCUGUCUCUCCUCCUGGUGAGGUCAGGCUACGGUCCGCGGACUAUAAAGUCCAGCCAUACAUCAACCUCAAUUUCUUUGCUGACGAUCUAGAUCUUGUCGUGCUGCGCGAGGGGGUAAGAUUCAUCGACGAUAUCGUAAAGAAUGGCGAUGGAAUGAAAGAUCUAGUUGGCGAAGACUAUCCAUGGCCAAUGCCGCGUGCUUCGGAUGAAGCGAUGAAUAAGACUAUACUGGAGCGUAGCCAAACCGGCUUUCAUCCUUGUGGAACCUGUAGAUUGUCUCAAAGCAUUGAGCAAGGCGUUGUUGAUGGAGCGUUGAAGGUGCACGGCGUCCAAAAUCUCCGGGUCAUCGAUGCUUCGAUCUUCCCCAUCAUUCCUGAUUGCAGGAUCCAGAAUGUUGUUUACAUGGUUGCUGAAAAGAAAAAGGGAGCCGACCUCGUCAAGAAAUCUCAUCCAACCCUUUUCAAGGCAGUGUAA
Molecule: messenger RNA, 1539 nt
Organism: Bacidia gigantensis
Lineage: Eukaryota; Fungi; Ascomycota; Lecanoromycetes; Lecanorales; Ramalinaceae
Exons: 4
Coding region: 1-1539 (512 amino acids)
Molecular function (GO): flavin adenine dinucleotide binding; oxidoreductase activity, acting on CH-OH group of donors
Source: RefSeq, a predicted model, not a curated record